AUGGAGUGGACGGCAGCUUGGGAUCCAGAUUACGGAAGAGAUCAUAACGAAGCACAGCCUCUCGGUGCCCUGAUGAUAGCAAGAGGAAUGCUUGCGAUACUCUGGUUGGAAGCAGGUCCUGCGGUUUCGAUCUGCGUCCUUGGUGCUUUAGGUGGAACCCUCGUUGGGAAGUACGACUCGGGCAGGGGAGACAGAUACGGGGUGGCCAAUAGGUUGCAGAGGAAGGGAAAUCGGGUAGGAGAACAAGGCGAGUGGUGGUCAGCCUCCAGCGGCACGGCGCGCGCUGGGCAGAGAGAGUAUGAGUAUGGCACGAGCUGCUGCCGCGCGUGGUGGCCGGACAGCCGGACAGCCGGACAGCCUUCUGGGCAGUCGACAGAGAAAGAUUAA
This is a messenger RNA of Gaeumannomyces tritici R3-111a-1, 387 nucleotides long. RefSeq lists its product as hypothetical. The transcript has 2 exons. Bases 1 to 387 code for a protein of 128 amino acids. The record is from RefSeq and is a predicted model, not a curated record. NCBI's taxonomy places the organism in Eukaryota, Fungi, Ascomycota, Sordariomycetes, Magnaporthales, Magnaporthaceae.